Molecule: messenger RNA, 1131 nt
Organism: Brassica oleracea var. oleracea
Lineage: Eukaryota; Viridiplantae; Streptophyta; Magnoliopsida; Brassicales; Brassicaceae
Exons: 2
Coding region: 1-1131 (376 amino acids)
Source: RefSeq, a predicted model, not a curated record
AUGGCAACAAGCUAUGCCCCAGAUAUCGACAUGGUCAUCGAAGAAACCAAAAGGACUCCAUUUAGAAACAGAAUCGCCAGCGUAAGGCUGCAUCACGUUGGGAAAAUAAAAUUCCCCGAAUAUGCAGGAAACACAGACCCAAAGGCCCAUGUACGAGCCUUCCGUCUAGCUAUAUCGAGAGCACACCUCACCGACGACGAAAAAGAGUAUUCAGUCUUCAUAGAGACAAGAGUUACCGAGACAGAUCUUUGGAAUCUCAAGCAAGCACAUUUCGAGCCGUUGAGAGCGUACAUAAACAAGUUCCGAGAAAUCAAGGCCAAGAUUUCGCAUCCGAACGAGGUCGUCGCCCUAGCAGCAUUGAAGAAUGGCGUCUGGUUCUCAUCCAAAUUCAGGGAAGAACUAGUAGUACGAGCACCUAUCUCGCUGGAUGACGCCCUACACCGAGCCUCUUACUUCGUCACCCACGAAGAGGACAUCGCACCCUUAAAAGAACAGUAUAGCGCGAACAAGAAUAAUGCGACUAAAAAGCCUACUGCUCCUAAGGAGCCAGCAACCAAAGGACAACAUUCCUAUGCAAUAAACAACUCAUCGCAAAAAUCUUCGACAUACGACCUCAGCAAAUAUUGCGCCUUCCAUGACCGCAAAGGCCAUUCGACCGAAGAAUGUCGAGCCGCGCUUCACAGUCAGAACGAAUAUAAGAAAACCACUGAAGAAACCGGAGAGGAUGAGGAAGAGCUAGUGACUCCAAAAUCCAACCGAAGGGCCAAAGUCUCGACAAACAAAAGAGGCAGGGAGACCGAGCAGGAAUCACCGAGCUCUUCACCCCCAGCUCCGAAGAAAAGAGUCAACAUGAUUUCGUGGGGGCCAAACAACAACGCAACCGACGAAAUCAAGAGCCAGACCGAAGAAAAAAUACGCUUUGAGAUCACGGUAGCGAUCCGCACAUUGGAAAACCCCGAUGAAGCUACUCUUCCUCCCAGUAUCACUCAGUACAACCCAAACAUAAAGUCUCCUUGCGUAAAAAUCCCCAACUUCAAGCGAAAGAACAAAAUGACCAAAAUUCGCGAGCUACUGGAAAAACCAACUGCCCUACAAAUUCAGAAAAAAAAAUACAGAAUGCAGACCCCUUAA